Ziziphus jujuba (common jujube) is the source of this 1218-nucleotide messenger RNA. RefSeq names its product probable leucine-rich repeat receptor-like protein kinase At1g35710. The coding region runs from base 1 to 1218 and encodes 405 amino acids. Gene Ontology annotation, cellular component: plasma membrane. Lineage: Eukaryota; Viridiplantae; Streptophyta; Magnoliopsida; Rosales; Rhamnaceae. Gene Ontology annotation, molecular function: protein binding. The record is from RefSeq and is a predicted model, not a curated record. Gene Ontology annotation, biological process: hormone-mediated signaling pathway. The transcript is spliced from 3 exons.
AUGACCUACAUCCUUGGUGAACUCCAUCCAAGAAGUUCUUGCACUGUUGGAGCUGCUUGCGAGUCAACAAGUAUCACCCAUUUGAACCUUUCCAACUCCGGUUUGAGUAGUACGCUUCAAAAUCUCAGCUUCUCCUCUUUUCCCAACCUUAUUAGUAUCGACUUUGCUAAUAACAGCAUUUAUAGAGACAUUCCUCGUAGCCUUUACAGCCUUUCCAAACUCACUCAUCUUGAGUUGUCAAUCAAUCGUCUCUCUGGCUUUAUUUCUCCUGCUCUUGCAAAUCUUUCCAGUCUCUCCUUUCUUGAUUUGUCUCAGAAUCAGAUCUCCGCAACAAUUCCAAGAGAGAUUGGAAAUUUGAGAAGCUUAGGAGUGAUUGAACUUAGUGCCAAUAAUCUCUCUGGUGCACUUCCUGUUUCGUUAGGAAAUUUGAGCAGUAUAUCUAGUAUUAAUCUAGGUCCAAUCCCAAAAAGCUUGAAAAACUGCAGUAGCCUUUUUAGACUUAGGCUUUAUUGGAACCAACUGACGGAAAAUGUAACAGAAGCUUUCGGUAUAUACCCAAACUUGGAUCAUAUUGAUCUAAGUGGAAAUAAGUUGCACAGUGAGGUUUCACCGAAGUGGGGGCAUUGCCACAAUUUGACAAGCCUCAACUUCUCCAACAACCAAAUAUCAGGUUCCAUACCACUUGAGCUUGCUAAUGCAACUCGGCUACAAGUGCUUGACCUCUCCAAAAAUCGUCUCCCUGGAAAUAUUCCAGAAGAACUGGGAAGCUUGGAGUUAACGCUCAAACUUAUGCUCAAUGGAAAUCAACUAUCUCGAGAGGUUCCUAAGAGAAUCGGAAUGCUAGCUGAUCUUAAGUACUUAAACUUGGCAGCAAACAAUCUAAGUGGCUCAAUUCCAAAAGAAUUUGGAGGGUGCUUCAAGUUGAUACAGUUGAAUUUGGAAAAUAAUAAAUUAGAGGGAAAUAUUCCUAGGGAGAUGGCUAAUAUGUGCUUUCUUGAGAACCUUGAUCUAAGUUCAAACUUGUUGAGCGGAGAGAUACCACCACAGCUUGCGCAAAUGAAACGGUUGCAAACUCUAAAUCUCUCACACAAUAAUUUUUUUGGUUCCAUUCCACCCAAUUUUGAUGAAAUGAUGACCUUGACAAUGAUAGAUAUCUCCUUCAACCAGUUGGCUGGUCCUAUUCCUAAUUCCAAAGCCUUCCGUGAAGCUCCCCUUUGA